CCAAACAACAAAACCACAAGAUCUCCCUUCAAUAUUUUAAUUUCUACUAGCAAAGGGUGUUUGUUUACUGAAGGAAAAUAUCGCAAUGAGUUCAACAAGCAGAGCUUGGGCUGUGGCGGCAACUAUUGGGGCAGUGGAGGCACUGAAGGACCAUGGAAUUUGCAGAUGGAAUUAUUCAUUAAGGUCGCUUCACCAGCAUGCCAAGAACCAUUUGAGGUCAACUUCACAGACCAGGAUGCUGUCUUCUCAGUCCUCUGCGGUUGUUUGGAAUCAAUUGAGAGAAGAGAAGGCAAAGCAAUCUGAAGAGUCUCUGAGGACGGUCAUGUACUUGAGCUGUUGGGGUCCCAGUAACUGAGGAAAAUAGGAGAAAACACUACCUUAGUGGGCUUGUAUUUGUAUAUAGAUAGGGAAAAGAAGGUAUGAAUUGUUAUGUAUAAGAGCAAUUGCUCUAACAC
This is a messenger RNA of Rubroshorea leprosula, 455 nucleotides long. NCBI's taxonomy places the organism in Eukaryota, Viridiplantae, Streptophyta, Magnoliopsida, Malvales, Dipterocarpaceae. The record is from the annotation of a GenBank genome assembly.